UUCAUUUUAGUUUAGCGGCGUUGUGUGUAUGGAGAGUACAGUCUACAGUCACUCCGCGCUGGAUUACUAUAAGUGAACUGAACUUUAUGAAAUAUCUGUUGAAUUUGUCUGUUUUUUAUUUUAUUUACUGUUUAUCUAGUUUCAUUUAAGCCAUGUCAGACACAUGGAGUCACAUCCAGGCGCACAAAAAGCAGCUGGAUUCCCUGCGAGAGAGGCUGCAGAGGAGAAGAAAAGACACAACUCAACUGGGCAUCGAGAUUGGAGGUGUUGAGGGUGGGUCCGCAAGGAGCGACAGCCCUGGACCGGCGCUUCAGAGUCCUCCGCAAGUGGAAGUUGAGCAGCCUCCAGACCCGGAAAUAGAGAAGAAGCUGCUGGGAUACCUGUCUGAACUGAGUCUUUCUCUCCCAAUUGAUUCCCUAGCUAUCACCAACCAGCUAAACACAUCUGAGUCUGCAGUUUCCCAUGUUUGCAUUCAAAGUCUCCUCCUCAAAUUUUCUGCCCAAGAACUUAUUGAAGUUCGGCAGCCAUCCAUCACUGCCUCCUCGUCCUCUUCCUCCUCCACCCUUGUCACUUCAGUCGACCACACCAAACUGUGGGCUAUGAUUGGCAGCACAGCCCAGCCACAGAAAACUGCCAUUAAAAGAAAAGGAGAUGAAAUCAUCCAUCAAAAAAGAGCCCCAGGCUCCUCCCCUUUGCUUCAAGCACCAUCUUCACCUCCUAAAAAAUCCUCUGCUUCACUGGGUCCUGCCUCGAACUCGCAGCUUCCUGGAUCCUCUGGGGUUGGAGGGGGCGGGCCUGAGAAAAAAGGCCGGAGCAGCAAGGUGCAAGCAUCUCAUCUGGACAUGGAGAUUGAGAGUCUACUGAGCCAGCAGUCCACUAAGGAACAGCAAAGCAAAAAGGUGAGCCAAGAGAUCCUAGAGCUGUUAAACACCAGUUCGGCAAAGGAACAGUCGAUUGUGGAGAAGUUUCGCUCACGAGGCAGAGCUCAAGUACAGGAGUUCUGUGAUCAUGGGACGAAAGAAGAGUGUGUGCAGUCGGGGGACACUCCUCAGCCCUGCACCAAGUUGCACUUCAGGCGAAUCAUCAACAAACACACAGACGAGAGCCUUGGCGACUGCUCCUUUCUGAAUACUUGUUUCCACAUGGACACUUGUAAAUAUGUGCACUAUGAGAUUGACAGCCCUCCUGAAGCAGAGGGUGACACAUUGGGGCCCCAGGCAGGGGCCACUGAGCUUGGACUGCACUCCACUGUGGAAGACAGCAACGUUGGCAAGUUGUUUCCUUCACAGUGGAUUUGCUGUGACAUCCGUUAUCUGGAUGAGUCCAUCCUGGGGAAGUUUGCAGUGGUGAUGGCCGACCCGCCGUGGGACAUUCACAUGGAGCUUCCAUAUGGAACACUCACAGACGACGAGAUGAGGAAACUCAACAUUCCUAUUCUGCAGGAUGACGGUUUCCUCUUCCUCUGGGUGACAGGAAGAGCUAUGGAGCUGGGCAGAGAGUGUCUAAGCUUAUGGGGCUAUGAGCGUGUCGAUGAGAUUAUCUGGGUAAAGACUAACCAGCUUCAGAGAAUCAUUCGUACUGGAAGGACUGGACUAUAGUG
Molecule: messenger RNA, 1600 nt
Organism: Sinocyclocheilus rhinocerous
Lineage: Eukaryota; Metazoa; Chordata; Actinopteri; Cypriniformes; Cyprinidae
Product: N6-adenosine-methyltransferase subunit METTL3-like
Exons: 8
Coding region: 153-1598 (481 amino acids)
Biological process (GO): mRNA modification; RNA methylation
Cellular component (GO): RNA N6-methyladenosine methyltransferase complex; nucleus
Molecular function (GO): mRNA m(6)A methyltransferase activity
Source: RefSeq, a predicted model, not a curated record